This is a messenger RNA of Rhineura floridana, 1056 nucleotides long. Its product is annotated as urotensin-2 receptor-like. The record is from RefSeq and is a predicted model, not a curated record. Gene Ontology annotation, molecular function: urotensin II receptor activity. Gene Ontology annotation, cellular component: membrane. NCBI's taxonomy places the organism in Eukaryota, Metazoa, Chordata, Lepidosauria, Squamata, Rhineuridae. The transcript is spliced from 2 exons. Gene Ontology annotation, biological process: neuropeptide signaling pathway; blood vessel diameter maintenance; regulation of blood pressure. Bases 16 to 1056 code for a protein of 346 amino acids.
GAGAGGGAGAACGCAAUGAUGGCAGAGCACCUUGAAGAAGCUUCAUGGGGCAACUUUUCUGAUGACAAUGAGCUUGGAGAGGAAAGCCCUGUCACCAGGGUCUUGGGCACUGUCCUCCUUCUCAUGUGUCUCUUUGGGACAACAGGGAAUAUCUAUACGCUGGUGGUGGCAUUUGGUGGCAUGUCGGUUCGCUCGACUGGCUCUUUGUAUGUCUACGUGAUCAAUCUAGCCUUGGCUGACUUGCUCUACCUCUCCACCAUCCCCUUUGUGGUGUGCACAUAUUUUGCCCAGGACUGGUUCUUCGGGGAUGUGGGCUGCAGGCUUUUGCUCAGCUUGGACUUACUGACAAUGCACGCUAGCAUCUUCAUUUUGACUGCCAUGAGCUUGGAGCGUUAUUGGGCAGUGACCAGACCACUGAGGGCCAGAUGGGCUGGAAAUAGCUCCCGCAAACUUGCCAGCAUUGCAGUGUGGCUCCUCUCGUUGGUGCUUACGGUGCCCAUGAUGGUCAUGAUCCAGCUGCAGGAAGGCAGCAGCCACAAACUCAUCUGCUUUCCCACAUGGACGCCUGGUGCAUUCCGAGUGUACCUCACGGUUUUAUUUGGCACAAGUAUCCUCUGUCCUGGUUUGGUCCUGGGCAUUGUGUACUCCCGUCUUGCUCAGGCCUAUUGGACUUCCAUGAAAGCCAUGCAGUCCCCUGUGGUGGGCAGGGUCUUGAAACAGAAGCUGUUCUCCAGGAUCUUCAGCAUCAUCAUAACUUACUGGGCCUGUUUUGUACCCUUCUGGGCUUGGCAACUCACCAAGUUGUACUGGUCAAAAGAUCUGGAGAUUGGGCUGACCGCCCAGGCUUACCUCAACUUUAGUGUUACCUGCUUAACCUAUGGCAACAGCUGCAUCAACCCAUUCCUUUAUACCUUGCUUACCAGGAAUUACCGUGAGUACAUGGCAGCUCAGGGUCCAGAGAGACAGGGGAGGAGGCAUGCUUUCUUCAGGAAGAGAAUAUAUGAAACGCCCCAAGCAGAAUCCAUAUCUGUGGCACAGGGAAGAGUUAUUGGAUAA